Messenger RNA from Lactuca sativa (garden lettuce), 1316 nucleotides. Lineage: Eukaryota; Viridiplantae; Streptophyta; Magnoliopsida; Asterales; Asteraceae. The record is from RefSeq and is a predicted model, not a curated record.
UUAACAGGAGUGAUAUAUGAUGUAGUGGGUCUCUCUUUUUAUAUCUCUUGUCUUUUACAUUCUCCAUUGUAACUUCCUUCUCACUUGUCCUUGAAGUCGCACACACAAAUUCAAGGCCAGAUCCCCAAACAUAAUCUAUCCAUAUACAUUGUUCAGUCCAUCAUAUCAAUCAAUCAAUCAAUCACCUCAAACUCUGAGAAACAAUCAAAACAAAAGGAGAGAGAGAAAGAGAGAAGAAAGAGUAAACAAACAUGUCAUCAUCGGCAUCCUUCCAACCGGACCACCACCACCACCACCACCACCUCUCACCAACCCCCGAGCAACUCUGCUAUGUCCAGUGCAACUUUUGUGAAACCGUUCUUGCGGUGAGUGUUCCUUGCAGCAGUUUGUUCACAACUGUUACUGUUCGAUGUGGGCACUGCACCAAUCUUUUGUCUGUUAACAUGCGUGCCCAUCUUCUUCCUGCUGCUGCUGCUGCCUCUGCGAAUCAGCUUCAUUUUGGCCAUAACUUCUUCUCUCAUCAAAACAUUAUGGAGGAGAUGAGGAACAUGACCCCUUCGAACCUAUUGAUGAAUCAGUCAAUUCCAGAGUCUAUAGGUCCAGUUCGAGUUGAUGAGUUACUGAAACCUCCUGUAGUGAAUAGGCCUCCAGAGAAGCGCCAGAGAGUUCCUUCUGCUUACAACAGAUUUAUCAAGGAAGAGAUCCAACGUAUCAAAGCAGGUAACCCAGAUAUAAGCCACAGGGAAGCCUUCAGUGCAGCUGCAAAGAAUUGGGCACAUUUUCCUCACAUCCACUUUGGUCUUAUGCCUGAUGAUCAGCCCCUAAAGAAACCAUCUGCUUGCCAACAGGAUGAAAGGAGAUACCAUAACCUUAACCAGCAAUGUGGCGAUGUAGUCAUCUACCAGAGUAUAGAUGGCGACUACGGACUAUUCUAGACAACCCAGUGGAAACACCAGCAUGCCCAUAACCUGAAGGAGAUGAUCUUCGAUUGAAAGAUGGUUUUCUUAGUUCGGGCAACGUGGGAGUUUCUCCAUACUAGGGAAAGCGAGGGCUAAUGUAUAAUAGCUAACUAGAUUUUCUAGUUCCCCGCGUAUGCACUACUCUUUCUUGCAUUGUUAUUUUCUUUACAAGACCGAUCCAUCAAUGAGGGUUCUCGUUUAUAAUGUGUGUGUUUGAGUUGAUUCCUUUUGAUGACUAUUACAUUUGGUUUCGGAUAUCAAAGAAUGGUUUAAGGUGUUAAAUCAUUCUUAAAACCCUUUGACAUGGUGUAUCAUUACAUUCGGUUUGUAAUAUAAUUGUUUCUUUGUUGGCUUUUA